Molecule: messenger RNA, 8531 nt
Organism: Siniperca chuatsi (mandarin fish)
Lineage: Eukaryota; Metazoa; Chordata; Actinopteri; Centrarchiformes; Sinipercidae
Gene: svila
Product: supervillin a
Exons: 37
Coding region: 1626-7661 (2011 amino acids)
Biological process (GO): cytoskeleton organization; actin polymerization or depolymerization; barbed-end actin filament capping
Cellular component (GO): cytoplasm; actin cytoskeleton
Molecular function (GO): actin filament binding; phosphatidylinositol-4,5-bisphosphate binding
Source: RefSeq, a predicted model, not a curated record
CACUGAGGCUUACAACUGGGCUUGCAAAAUACAUGGGCAGAUUAAUAAUGUGUAUUGUGUGUGUGUUGUGUUUCUAUUUUAGAGAUUUCAGGUGCAUUUGUUGAGAAUAGCAAAUUGCUGUACUUUUUAAAAUCCCAAAUGAACGCUUACUGGCCAUGCUGUUACUAUUUUGUUAGGGAGAGCUAUCAACCAGGCUGUUUGGAUGAAGUAAACCUCUAGCUCUGUAGCUGAUCCACAGUCUUAAAAAGAGUUGCUCCUCUUUGAGAAGUUCACCAAUGCUGAUCAGAGCACCAAGUGCUUCCUUAAAGGAUACUUUCAGUUUAUUACAACUUGGGUUAUAUUUUUGUAGUUUUGAUGAUGGCUCCUAUUAGUAAUUACAACAUUCUACUCCCCAAGUUAUUAUUAUCGAAAUAAUUUCCACCUACCACAACUGUCUGUUGUUAACAUCAAUCACAGUUUUCAGACCGAUUUUGGGGUUCAACUUCAACAUACUCUACCAUACUUGCAGUAGUUGUGCUUGCACCAAGACUGGAUUAUCAAUACAGUACCCCCCAAUAUUCAGAAUGUAUCAAAUUGUCCCCCUACUAUUUUUAUAAAAUUUGGCACCAGUCAGCAUUAAUUCCCAGCACAAUGGUGAACCUCGAACGCAUUUAAUGAGAAUGCACUAACAUUCCAAAUCUGGGUUUGAAGGAGAGAUAAUCACUGCUUGUUUGGGUCGUGGCUAGAAAUAUGAACAAAUAUGAACAGCAUGCAAUAGUUUACCAGAUAGUCUCAUGCUGACUCUUGUGGAUUCAGUGGACAGAGAGGGAGACAGAAGAAGUGAAGGAAUAAUAUAAGAUUUUUGUUUAAAAAUGCUUUAAAGUGCUCAGUUUAGCUGUUAAGUUUCUAAAGAUUUCUCCUGCCAAAUUUUUUUGACUGCAUGGACCGCCAAACGUGUGAACAUGUCCCUGUAUGUAGACAACAUAGUACAUUGUUCGCUGAGUACAUCCGUCCAUUAAGUACCACCAUUUACUAUUUUGUUGUAGCGAUGUUGUCCUGUUCCCAGAUCACAGCAAUUACUUUGGUUUGUUUCAUGUUAUCAUAACUGAAAUGAUGGACAAAAGUUGCAAUAAACUGGAAUUAUCCUUUAAUUGGUUCAGCCAAUACUGAUAAGCGGUUCCAGUGCUCACUAAAUUAGGCAUUCAUUAAAUACAUGAUUGUGAGCAUGAAUUAUAUUUAUUCUUAUAGUGGGCUUUUCCCAACAGAACACUGUAAAAUGAGACAAGAUGACAAAGAGGCUUUGCUUCAAAAAGUUAAGUUUUGCAUUUUUAUCAUCUAAUUUUAAAGAUCUCAACAGACAGUUUAUCUUUCUAAAGUGCUAUCUUUAAAAGUAUUAGUGGUUUUAUCUGAGGCAGAUAGAUGUUUUGCUGCUGCAGAGGCUAAGUACUAAGGAAUGCUUUGGCUUCACUACUGAUAGUGCAGAUAGUAUCAGCACGAGCACCUCUAUAUAUCUCUCUCCCUCAUUUCUGAUGUGACAACCAGCUGGCCCAGCCCAGGUCUUGACCAGGCUUUGGCCCUGUAGCCCGUGUUGCUGACGAACAGAUGAAGAUGAUUGAACACCCGACUAUGCUGUCAUUCCCUAUCCUAUGUUCCUGUCUGCAUCGCCCCCUCUCUUCCUCAAUCCCUCUCUUAGUGCGAGGGUGAAACUGAGUACUGAUUGGUUCCUCCAGACUGAUGCUGAGGGUGACACCCAUUCCCUCAUCAACUGGCCCUCAAGAGUUAGGGAGAGGCUUGCCAAGGAGGAAGGCAGCCAGAGGAGCCCGGAGCUGGGAAAUAUUACAGAAACCCUGGCGUACCGCAAACAAUUUCCACACCAGACCCAAACCUCUACACGCUACCACACAGACCCACCAGGCCCCCAGCAAGCUUACUCCCAUCCCCACCAUCACUCCCAGGCUCAGCUCACCCGACCUGGACCACCAGGAGGACAAGAAGUUGGUGGUUACCCCAGUUACCUGUCCAUGGCCUCUGGCUCCACAACCAGAGCUGGGCGGCGGCAGCAGCAGCAGCAACAACAAUCCCAAGAGGAAGAGACUGAGGAGUCAGAGGAUGUGAAAACAGAGGGCCUUCUGAGGAGUAAGAAAGCAGUGCUGCCCUCUGAGAUUCGCCGCAGGGAGAGAAGCACUGAGGACCCACGGAGAGGAAGGGGGGAAGAGGAGCUAGGGAUGUCCAGGGCACUGAGUCUCAGCCAGGCAAGGGAGUCUGAGGCAGACGAUCCUGCAAGAGGAGGUCACAGAAGCAGAGCCAGGUGGGACGAAACAGAGCACACCUCCCUGCAAGCAUCAGAGAGCAGGCCCAGAGAGCGGGAAAAUGCCAUUUAUAUCCAUAAAGGGAUGGCUGCCACCCACAUCCAGCCCAGAGCGGCACAUGCAGGCCCAGGAAGCUCCACCUCCAGUACAGCCCUGAGCCGCUCAGUGUCAGAUGUUGGGGAUCCACGAGGGCCCAGUCAGAGUCCCAGUCAGUGCCUGCAGAACCAGGCCCAAGACCCCCGAGAGGUCAGGGAGGGUGAAGGUUUCAGUAACCGAGAGAGUCACAAGGACACCGCGAUGUCUGUGGUCCAGCUCAGACAUUCCUACAUGGAGAGCACCGCCAACCCUCCAGCCAGCCACAGGACUGAGCUUGAGGUUGAGGGGGAUAGGGCACUCGCAGGCUACAAGGCCCCAUGGAGAGGGGAGAGGGACAGGGGGCGCAGGGCUCGGCAGUAUAUCUGUCCCGGGGAGAGUAGAAAGACCUCACAGAGGUUUAGGACGCAGCCCAUCACUUCUGCUGAGCGCCAGGAGACUGAUAGGUCCUGUGUGAGUUCAGAUCUUACUUCCACUGAAGCUGAUGAAGAGAAGCUAGAUGAACGGGCCAAGCUGAGCGUAGCAGCCAAGCGCUCUCUCUUCAGGGAACUGGAGAAGAGCAUUGAUGGCGGAGCCCCUAAACCACGGUCCAGGAAUGCAGCAGUGGACAGAAGACUAAGAAGGACACAAGACCGGUCCAGAACUCAGCCAGUCACCACUGAGGAAGUAGUCAUUGCCGCCACCAUCCCCACUCAUGUGCCACCAACGGUGACUCUUCACACUGCUGUAGCACGCGUCCCUAGCCCCACCCUAGUUUGCAGCACUGUCCCACCAUACAGACUGCAGGCAUCCUUGCAGCAGAGUGCCACCGCCUGGGAGCAGGGGUGGGCGGCCAGGCAGGUGCAGGAUACCGAGGAGGUCCAAGGCCCUAAACAGGUGUCCUCAAUGGAGGGAAAAGACCAGAGCCAGAGUCAAAGCCAGGGUCAGGAGGAGCCUGACCUCUGCACCCUCAGCCUGGCAGAAAAGAUGGCGCUGUUCAACAGACUGUCUCAGCCUCCCACCAGGGUUACCCGCACCAGAGGGGACACACGUCAGCGCAGGGCCGGUGCUCGCUACCAGACACAACCCAUCACACUGGGAGAUAUGGAGCAGGAGGCUUCAGACAUAGACAUCAGGGAUGAACAGGAGCUAUGUGACAGCCCAGUAGAGCACCUACAACUUCAAAAUGGUACAGGCUCUCGGUUCCUUCGUACUUUGUCAUCCUCCUCUGCUCUGAAAGCAGGAGGUACCGUCUCCACUGACCAUGCCGGAGACAUCCACAUAACCAGAGCAGCAGCCCGGGUCGAACCCCUCCCUCCCAGCUCUGACAGGUCUCUGCCCACUCGCCACCCAGACGGCCCGGCUUUGAGGUCCCAGGACUCUGUGUACCACCAGAGGUACAGAAUCUUUCCCCAGGGAGAAGACGGAGCUGAUCUUGGAGGAGGGAAGAGGAAGCUGCCCUCCCCUGAGGGAGCGGUAAGGCAGGCCGCUCUUCCCCAGCCUGGAAUAGAGAGGAGGGGUGAGGAGGAGGAAGAGGAGCAGCGGCUAGCCAGAGGGGGGGGGGAUAGAGCCGUGGAGAGCUCAGAGAGCCACAUGCUCCAGGAGAGGCAGGAGGCAUAUCUGAGGGAGGAAGGACACUACCCGGACAGUCAAAAGAGAAGGGCCAUCAGUGGAGAACUGCCAGAGUCUACUGUGGUAACAUCCAGAGCAGCAUCUGGUUCACCCAGGAGUGUGUGUCAGCCUCCAGUGGCAGAUACACACAUAGACGGCAGCGAACACACAGUCGGCCUGGUUCAGCCUGAGCUGGGUGACGAACUGAGCGACAUGAUGACAGCCAGACACAUGUCCAUCAAACAGAGAGUGGCUUUGUUGAAGAUGAGUGGCGAGCAAGACUGGAGGAACAGGAUCAAUAAGAAACAGGAUGUGGUGAAGGUUGCUGUGGGUGAACAGCACGCUCAGCUCUGGGAGGUGGAGCAGAGCUUCAAGACGAAGGAGCCGGCCUUUGCCUCUACUUUCUCUCCUCCUCCUGAGCCUCAUUCUACUUCUUCCCAACAUGAGUCAGCCAGCCAGGUCACCAGAUCUCCCAGACCCAUGCAGGUGGAUGAGAAACACCCCUGGAGACGGAAGAGAAUAGCUGAAGCUGAGAUGGAGUGUCAGGGGAUCGAGUCUCACAUGUCCAUUCAGGAGCGGAAACAGCUGAUAGUAGCCCAAGAGGAGGCCUGGAAGAUGAAAGGCUACGGAGCUGCCAACGACUCCACCCAGUUCACUGUAGCUGCACGCAUGGUGAAGAAAGGGUUGGCCUCCCCCUCAGCCCUCCAGUCUUCAGUGUCAUCCAAACCCAAGAACAGCAGCCUGGCCAUCUCCAAACCACAGGAAGAGAUCAAGGCCGUACCAGAUCUGAACCUAGAGUCCGACAUUAAGCUGGAUAAACUGGAGUCAUUCCUAGGCAAGCUCAACAGUAAAGUGUCUGGACUGCCAGAGGCGACCAUCACAGUUACAGAGAAGAAGGUAAAGGAAGUGAUGACCCUCGAAGAUGAAACUUUUUCCAAGUUCUACCGCCAAGUGGAGGAGAUCCCCGUCACCACCAACAAGGUGGAGAUAGACGAUGACUUUGAUGCCAUCUUCGGUCCCCAGGUGCCAAAGCUGACCUCGGAGAUGGUGCAACACAAGCGAGCGGUGCGCCCGGCGCGUAACGUCCAGUCAUCUAGGAACCCUCUAAAGAUGCUGGCUGCCAGGGAGGACAUCAGACACGAAUACACAGAACAGAGGCUCAAUGUUGGCCUGCUGGAGAGCAAGAGGAUGAAGGCAGAGAAGAUGAAUAAGAACUCUGGUUUCUCUGAUGUGGCUCUGGCUGGUCUGGCCAGCAAGGAGAACUUCAGCAACAUCAACCUGCGCAGCGUCAACAUCUCCGAGCAGAUGUCCAACAACAGCGCCGUGCCUUACAAGAAACUCAUGCUCUUACAGGUCAAAGGCCGACGACACGUCCAGACCAGGCUGGUGGAGCCCAGAGCGUCCUCCCUGAACAGCGGCGAUUGUUUCCUACUCAUUACGCCACACCACUGCUUCAUCUGGACUGGCGAGUUCGCCAACGUCAUCGAGAAGAACAAGGCUUCAGAGUUAGCAAACUUCAUCCAGAGCAAGAGAGAUUUGGGUUGCCGCGCUAACUAUGUCCAGGUCAUCGAGGAGGGCGUCAGCACACACAGCCAUGCUGCCAAGGAUUUCUGGAAGAUUCUGGGAGGGCAGUUGAGUUUUCAGUCUGCAGGAACACCAGAUGAAGACGAGCUGUAUGAGGGUGCCAUUGUGGAGACAAACUGUAUUUACCGCCUGAUGGAUGACAAACUGGUCCCAGAUGAUGAUUUUUGGGCCAAGAUGCCCCGUUGUUCCCUGCUCAACCCCAAAGAGGUUUUGGUGUUUGACUUUGGCAGCGAGAUGUACAUAUGGCAUGGAAAGGAAGUGACGCUGGCACAGAGGAAGGUGGCCUUCCAGCUGGCCAAGCACCUGUGGAACGGCACCUUUGACUACACAAACUGUGACAUUAACCCGCUCGACCCGGGAGAGUGCAACCCACUCAUACCUAAGAAAGGUCAGGGCCGACCUGACUGGGCAGUGUUUGGCAGACUGACUCAACACAAUGAAACCACCCUGUUCAAAGAGAAGUUCCUGGACUGGAGUGACUCCAGGAAAACUCCCAGUCCCAUAAAAAACACCAACGACCACAUCACUGAUCAAAAGGAGAAGUCCACCUCUGAUCAGCCCCAUGCGUACGACGCCUCCCUGAUGCUGCCCCUCCAUGAGGGACCCAUCUGCACCAGACUGGACGGGUUCAAUGUGGGGCGGGGCUACGGCCUUGUGGAGGGAGAGGAGUGGCGGAGCUACGAGAUCAGCACGCUGGCGGUGGAGGUGUGGCACAUCCUGGAGUUCGACUACAGCCGCCUGCCCCGCCAGAGCAUUGGCCAGUUUCAUGAGGGUGACACAUAUGUGAUGAAGUGGAAGUACAUGGUCAGCACUGCAGUUGGGAGAAGACAGAACCCGGAGCAGCUGAAAACAGCGGGGGCCGGGAAGGAGAAGUGCUGCUACUUCUUCUGGCAGGGCCGCAACUCCACCGUCAGCGAGAAGGGAACAUCAGCACUUAUGACAGUGGAGCUGGACGAGGAGGGGGGAACACAGGUUCAGGUCCAGCAGGGUAAGGAGCCUCCAUGUUUCUUGCAGUGCUUUCAAGGAGGGAUGGUCAUCCAUUCAGGGAAGAGAGAAGAGGAGGAGGAAAACUCACAGAAUGACUGGCGCCUGUACUGUGUGCGGGGAGAGGUAGCGGUGGAGGGACACCUGCUGGAGGUAGCCUGUCACUGCAGCAGCUUGCGCUCCAGGGUCUCAAUGGUGUUGCUGAGUGUUAGCCAGGCCCUCAUUUACCUGUGGCAUGGCUGCAAAUCUCAGACACACACACGGGAGGUGGCACGCACUGCUGCCAACAAAAUCAAAGAACAUUGUCCUCUGGAAGCAGGCCUCCACAGCAGCAGCAAGGUAACCAUCCAGGAUUGUGAUGAGGGAGCAGAGCCCACAGGAUUCUGGGAACCCCUUGGGAGGAGGGACAGGAAAGCUUAUGACUGCAUGCUGCAAGACCCAGGGAGGUUUAACUUCUCACCACGUCUGUACCAGCUGAGCAGCAGCUCAGGGGAGUUUGCAGCUGUGGAGUUUCUAUACCCUGCCAGAGACCCCAAGCAGGUCAACUCUAUGCCUUUCCUGCAAGAGGACCUUUAUGCAGCUUCCCAGCCAGGCCUGUUCCUGGUGGACAACCACCAUGAGGUGUAUCUGUGGCAGGGCUGGUGGCCUCAGGACAGUGAAAGCACCGGCUCAGCCCGAAUCCGCUGGGACUCAGACAGGAAGUGUGCCAUGGAGACUGUGCUGCAGUACUGUAGAGAAAAGAAUGAGAAGAAGCCUCCCAAAGCUUAUCUGAUCCAUGCUGGUCUGGAGCCACUCACCUUCACCAACAUGUUCCCCAGCUGGGAGCACAGAGAGGACAUCGCUGAGAUCACUGAGAGGGAGGCAGAGGUGUGUAACCAGAUUAUUCUAGUGGAGGAUGUGUUGGCCAGGCUGUGUAAGACCACAUACCCCCUGGAAGAUCUUCUGGCCCGGCCACUGCCUGAGGGUGUUGACCCUCUUCGCCUGGAGGUCUACCUGUCUGAUGAGGACUUUGAGGGUGUAGGGGCUUAUGGGAAGAAAGCCCUGGAGAUGACCAGAGAGGAGUACGGCGAUUUGCCUGGCUGGAAGCAGGUGAACUUGAAGAAAGCCAAAGGACUUUUCUAAAUGGUUGAAGCAGAGCGUUAACCUGAAGAUAUCAGAAAAAAGCCACCAGGAGGUUGUUUUGUCUCCUCUUUUGUUUACGUCUGGACACAACAGAGUCUCAGGGAAGUAAUUAAGGUGUGGAAGAGGUGAUCAGUGAACGAGAGGUGUGCCAGCUUCUUGUGCUGCAAAGUUCCUUCCCAUCUGCUUUUUGAGUUGGAAUUUUGGUUGUAUAAGUAGGAAACAAAUGUAGGUGGAUGCACCUCUGAGUGGAUGUGUUAAUAGUUCUUCUUUAAAGUCACACUCUGUUAAUGUUUGUUCAUAUGUACCAUACGCAGAACAGCCAGUGCUGUUACAUUUUCAGCCAUGCAGCCAUCUGGUAGUGGGAGCAGGCCUGUCAGUCUGUUCAGCACACUCCACAUCAGACUCUCUGCUAUACUUAUAUGUAUGCUUGUGCAUUACAAAUAGCUUAUAUUUAUAUCAAAUCCAUAUAGGAAUUAAAAAAAAAACCUUCAUAAAUAUUGACUGAGCUAAAAAUGAUUGAAUAAACUGUAUAAUUAAUGUUGAGGAGGUUUGUGUCAUAUGGUGAUAAAUAGUGGAUAUUACAGAAAAUAUCUUGCUGUACAGUUCACCAUUUGCCAUUUACAGAUCAAAUUAUGCAGCUUUAUUUGUAUGUGUCUAGUGUCAAUUUUGUUACAGAUAGAAGAAAGGAUAUAGGCUUGAUUAAAGUCAAAGAAAGUGUGAUGAUUAAAUGUAUUUGAAUUUAAAAUUCUACAGUGUAUAGUGCCUUGCUUUUGUGUACAGUUUAUAUACAGAUCCUAGUCUGCAUUUUGAAGACUUUUUGUGAUAUAAAGAAAUAUUAGAGAAAUAAACCAUGAAAGUUGUAUAUCAGAA